Cladocopium goreaui is the source of this 2289-nucleotide messenger RNA. Lineage: Eukaryota; Dinophyceae; Suessiales; Symbiodiniaceae. The record is from the annotation of a GenBank genome assembly.
AUGAAAGCAGAAGAGGAGUCCGCAAUCUCACCAUCAGGAUCAUCCUUGCCGCCCUUGGAAGACAUGUCGUAUGUCCCCAGAAUUCAUGCUGACGGAUCCCAAAGGGAUCCUGAAAUGCAACAAUACCAGGCGUAUCAGGUUGAUCAGAGGGAACUGAACAUAGACCAAAGGUCUAUCCACUUCCAGCACAACAUUUUCAACCCUGACCCUUCAGUUGUCGGGCACUUAGCAGCAACGGCGGCGACCUCAGAAGUCAGAGCUGAAGCUACUCACGCUGUUUCGGCCGUCGUGACCGAAGCAACAAGUGCAGUUGCAGCUGCAAGAGCCCAAACUUCGGAGGCAGUUGUUCGGGCAGAAGCUACUCAAGCUGUUGCUCAGGAAGCAGGUCAGGACGUGGAAGGGAAAACAUUAAGGACCAAGGACUUGCACCACUUGAAGCUCCCACCAAUCCCAGAGUCAGCUGCCAACUACAGAGCUUGGCGAAAUGCUGUCCGCACGGCUUUGCUUGCCUUCGAUCGAAGCACAGAGGGCCUCUUGGGACCUUGGCUUUCAAGAGCCUUCACGGCUCGGGGGGCAGAGUCGGCGGAGUUGAGUCGGGACAGUGGUGAUUUCCCUAGGCGUGUGAUUGACCGGUACCAGGAACUUCCAGCCAUGCGCACUUUUGAUUUCCUUUGGGAGGGUGUUGUCACGGCAUUACGGGAAUCCCAACACGAUACAAACGCACAAAGCAUCAGGGAUGAUCUCAGGAAGGGCCCUCAACCGUCAAAGAAAACCAAUCCGGACACCAAGGCAGCGGUUGCCCCAAAGGGUGCUGAAAAAGGGAAAGGGGACAAGAAGUCAACUGACAAGGCAAAGCCAGAUCCCAAGGCCAAAGGCCAAGACAAACAGAAGGGAAAGGGAAAGGGCACCACUUCAGCUGCAGCAGCAUCCACAGCCACGCCAAAGGCACCUGCCGCCCAGCCAAAGGCCAAGGCAGUUGCGGCUAUGGUUGCUUAUCUUUGUGGCCUUGGCCCAGUGAUGGGCAUGACAACAGCAGUGGAGUCCGACUUUUCCGGCUACUUGGAUUUCAUUGGAGAUACAGGGGCGCCCCACAGGCGCAGGGCCAAUGAGCGAGCCCAUCUUCGCGACAUCAGGGACAUCGAAGAGCCUACAGCACCUCUGGAGCGAAUAGCAUGUGACCAUGUCAUCUCCAGAACCAGUAUCGGGAUUGGUUUGUACCGCGCCUGGCCAGUUGACCAAUUCAAAGAAGGGGUCUUGCGUGAACGCGUGGUCCGCGCGUUGGCUAUUCCACCUGCCACCUGGGCCUUGGCAGAUGCUGACAAAGACAGGGAACAAUUUCUGGAGGACAUUGCUCGCCACGCAAGGGGCGGGGAAACCAGCCUUGCUGACACAGCAGGUGGUGAACCGCCAAAAUCACAUGAAAAGCACGAAGCCAGCCUUGCUGAAACAGCAGGUGGUUCGAAAGAAAAACACAACUCUAAACGAAACCGAAGUAUCACUUUGAUCCGAAUCGGUAUUCAUGGGCCAACCAAGGGUUGCCACGCCUUUGAAUCAGGGGGGUACCAACACAUCAAAGACUGUAGAGACCGGUUUAACAGACUCAUUGAUGAAACUGAACCGGCUGAACCCAAGAAAUCCCCGCCUGAUGAACCCAAAGAAUUCGAUGAACCUGGAGAUGACGAAUAUGAGCCAUCCAUCGCAGGUGAUGAUCUUGAAGACUCUAAGGACAUCAUGGGACUCAUCAAUGUUGCCAAAGGUCCAUCGUUCGAGGUGCAAACUCGAGGUUUGGAGCGGGGCAACGAGGUCGUCGCAGGAAUCCUCAUCGACUCCCUGGACCGAGGUGAUCAUAAUGAAGAGUCUUUGGCCUUAAAGCUCCAGACCGCGUCAAUCAUGAACCAUGUUCCCCAAAUGCCGACCGUGAAAGGAACCAUUGCCCACGAGGAACAAGGCAUGUGGCUUGCGCGUGAAGUUCUGGCGCUUGUCAACCGCCCCCUCUCCAGGGAGGAGAUUCUGCGGAACCCGAAAGCCAAGGAAGUCCUCAUGAAGGAGGCCAACGAGAUGCGUUCCAUGAAAGGGUAUGAAUCUCAGGGACAGUUGGCUGGACAUGCAGCGUCGCUACUCAUGAAAUUGCUGUGGCUGUCACGGCUUUCCAGGCCGGACCUGUCCUUUGCUAUUACCAGCUUAGGGUUUACUGUGACGCGGACCUUGCAGGAGACCCUCUCACAUGCAAGAGCCACACUGGCAUUCUUGUUGUGCUUGACUUCCAAGGUGAAGCGACAUUCCCGGUGA